AUGAGCCACAGCGUCCGGCACUUUGCCGGCGAUCUCUAUGCCAAUGCUGGCAUCUGGAGUCCGCCGUCCAGCGCUGCAAACUUUUGCGAAGAAGACUACGCUGUAACCAUCUACAUUGCCGAGUUUAUCAAUUCCCUCAGCAAUCUGGUCUACAUCUACUAUGGCAUUCAACAAUACUCAAAAUCCCGCUCUGUAGACACCAUGUCCGCAUCUCUUGUUCUCGUGGGUGUCUGCUCAUUUAUUUUUCACGCGUCUCUGCGCCAGACCAUGCAAUUUGGCGACGAUCUCUCCAUGCUGUUCCUUGCCGGGUCGCUGAUCCAGCGCUUAUACUGCGCUGGACAGGAAGCGCCAACCAGGCGUCUCAUCACAGUUAUAGUCUACGCCACUGUCUGUCUGAUGUCGGCAUACUACGUGCAGAGCGGAAAUAUCGUUAUACACACGUCCAUGUUUGCUGUUAUGUUGACGUUUGUCUGGCCACGCACUCUUUAUCUAAUCAGCCGCCGCCAGGCGCAAUCACCGCAAAAAAACGCCCAGGAAAAGGCGCGGCUCCGUUGGAACUUUAAAAAGGCGGUUGCAUACCUGGUGCUGGGGUUCUUGGUGUGGAAUAUUGACCUCGAGGCGUGUCAGCUGCUGAGAAACUUACGCAAUGCGAUUGGCGUGCCGUGGGCCUGGGCGUUGGAGUUGCAUGGCUGGUGGCAUUUUUUCACGGCUUUGGGUGCUGCGGUGUACAUGGAUCUUAUUAGAGAUCUGUGUCCGUAG
Messenger RNA from Talaromyces rugulosus, 759 nucleotides. RefSeq lists its product as uncharacterized. The record is from RefSeq and is a predicted model, not a curated record. The transcript is spliced from 3 exons. Gene Ontology annotation, cellular component: endoplasmic reticulum membrane. Gene Ontology annotation, biological process: ceramide biosynthetic process; ceramide catabolic process. The coding region runs from base 1 to 759 and encodes 252 amino acids. NCBI's taxonomy places the organism in Eukaryota, Fungi, Ascomycota, Eurotiomycetes, Eurotiales, Trichocomaceae.